AUGCCAACUCAGAAUGGCUCUGAACAACCUGCGAAAAAGCGGAAAGUGCACAAAAGGAAGCUCAAGAAGAUGCUUGCGAAGCCAACUAUCAACAUAAAUAAGGUGCCUAUAUCGCUAACGCUGAUUCGAAAGUUGGUACUUCAGGUCGCUCAGCCUCAUGGCAAGAAGCAACAGGAACACUUUGAAGUGUUGAAUGCGGAUAAAGUGGCGAAUAUUGUGGUUUGCGUGGUGCCAGGACUUUUAGAAGAGGAGUUUCGAGAGAGAGGAUUGGAUACUUUGAUGACGUUGGAGAAUGCAGAGAAACAAAGGCAAUUGCUGUUUUUCGAUGGGAAGUUUUCUUCACUCAUUCCCAUGACAAAUCCUGGAAGCUCAAGCGAAGUUGCACCCGUGCUUCCGGCGUUGUUUGGAGAUCGUAUUCUCAAGAGCGUCAAGGAGAAAUUGCUGGAGGAACUGAGGCUAAAGCAGAUUGGAAUUGAGGAUUUGCUUGUAAAAGAUCCAGACUGGGUGGACCACAAUUACAAAUAUUUCCCUGGGUCAGGUGAGACAGCGCCUGAAGGUUGGUUUCAAACGAAGGAUCUUCACAAGGACAAGGUGGAUGUCUUCAGCUUGGACUGCGAGUUUUGCCAGACUGAGUCAGGGAACCAGCUAGCGAGAAUUUCUGUGGUGAAUUACGAGGGAAAAGUGGUUUACGACGAAGUUGUGAAGCCAAAGGACGAAAUCACCAACUACGCUACGAGGUACUCGGGCAUGACGAAGGAGGUGUUGGAUAAGGCCACCACUACGGAAGAUGAUGUGCGAGAGAAACUCAAGCUGCUCAUUUCUGCAUCAGACAUUGUGGUGGGCCAUUCUUUGCUGUCCGAUUUCAACGUGUUGAAGAUGGUCCACGGAAAAGUCGUCGACACGUGUGUGAUAUAUGACCAUCAUCGCAAAAAGCCGUACAAAGCAAGUCUCAAAUGGCUUUGUGAGAAGUAUCUAAACAGACAAAUUCAACAAGGUGAGGAAAUCGGGCAGGGCCACUCGUCUAUUGAGGACGCCGUCGCAUGCUUGGACUUGGUGAAGCUCAAACUUUCAAACGGUAUGCAUUUCGGACAAGAACCCGAUUUUUUGCCCAUUUCAGCGGUGAUUAGAAGCUCCACAGGUCACAAGACCUCCAUACUAGACACGCUGAUGACCGAGUGGAAAGUGCCUGGCUGUUUCCUAGAUACGGUGACGCAUGUGGCCGCUAGUAAUGAUGACGAGGUUGCUGCAAAAGUGAAGGCAACAUUAGGAGAGAGCAAGAUCAUUUUUGCCAAAUUUUCACAGUUUCCAAAGGGUGCAUCGAGUGAGCAGAAACAGCGUUUAAGUGAGCAACUCGAUGACGUGUGGACGAGUGUUCCCGAAUAUUCAUUAUUUAUUGUCCUCGGCGGGAGCGCCGACAAGCCAGAAAUCCAGAAACUCAGCUGUGUGAAGCGGCAAUUUAACAAGAAGCAAAAACAAGGAGAAAAGGUAACAAGUCCAGAUGAAGUGUGGGACUUUGACAAAGAGUCGCAGCUCAAAAGAGCGGUGGCCGAAGCCAGAAGAUCACUUGCCUUUGUUGCCAUCAAGCCAUCGCAGGAAGAGUCUGAUGAACAGAAGGGCCAUGGAUCAUUGAAGAACUGGAGGUGA
Messenger RNA from Candidozyma auris, 1644 nucleotides. RefSeq names its product RNA exonuclease. Gene Ontology annotation, cellular component: nucleus. Gene Ontology annotation, molecular function: exonuclease activity; nucleic acid binding. Bases 1 to 1644 code for a protein of 547 amino acids. The transcript has a single exon. Lineage: Eukaryota; Fungi; Ascomycota; Pichiomycetes; Serinales; Metschnikowiaceae. The record is from RefSeq and is a predicted model, not a curated record.